This is a messenger RNA of Salvelinus fontinalis (brook trout), 4802 nucleotides long. Its product is annotated as coiled-coil domain-containing protein 22-like. The transcript is spliced from 15 exons. Lineage: Eukaryota; Metazoa; Chordata; Actinopteri; Salmoniformes; Salmonidae. Gene Ontology annotation, molecular function: cullin family protein binding. The record is from RefSeq and is a predicted model, not a curated record. Bases 1653 to 3572 code for a protein of 639 amino acids. Gene Ontology annotation, biological process: positive regulation of ubiquitin-dependent protein catabolic process.
CCUUUUUCGUGGUAUCCAAUCGCUAGUAAUUACUAUCUUGUCUCAUCGCUACAACUCCCGUACGGGCUCGGGAGAGACGAAGGUCGAAAGUCAUGCGUCCUCCGAAGCACAACCCAACCAAGCCGCACUGCUUCUUUAACACAGCGCGCCUCCAACCCGGAAGCCAGCCGCACCAAUGUGUCGGAGGAAACACCGUGCACCUGGCCCACUUGGUUAGCACGCACUGCGCCCAGCCCGCCACAGGAGUCUCUGGAGCGCGAUGAGACAAGGAAAUCCCUACCGGCCAAACCCUCCCUUACCCGGACGACGCUAGCCCAAUUGUGUGUCGCCCCACGGACCUCCCGGUCGCGGCCGGCUGCGACAGAGCCUGGGGGCGAACCCAGAGACUCUGGAGACUCUUAGCACUGCUCUAGACCACUGCGCCACCCGGGAGGCGAUCAAAACAAUUUUGACGCGUGGAUUCCGAUUGGUCAGACCAGCGUUGAAUAGUCCUUAGCACAGGUACUUCCUGUUUAAGAUUCUGCCUAUAGGAAGAGAGGAGCAAAAUGGAGUCAUGAUCUGAUUUGCCAAAGAGAGGGUGGGGGAGGGCCUUGUAGGCAUCCCAGAAGUUGGAGUAGCAGUGGUCGAGUGUUUUAGCAGCACGAGUACUACAGUCAAUGUGUUGAUAGAACUUCGCUAGCGGCCUCAGGAUAUGUGGUUUCCAGUUUGCACAAAGUCCAGUGUAGAUCCUUGAGGGCCGUUGUGGUAUCGGCUUGAGGGAGAAUAUACAUUCACACUUGUGUCGGGCUGCAUCACAGCCUGUUACAGCAAGGUGCUAAAGAGGGUGGUACUGCUCAACCGAACGUACCAUUGGGUACACACUGCCUAUCCCCAACCCCACCCCAAUGUACAUUAAUCAUUGUUGACCUCCACACAGAACAUGGCCACGUGGUCUGCUUAUCUCGCGUGGACAGAUUUGGGGUGGAGUAAUGUCGCGUUCCAACGCUAGUCGGGAACUAGGAAACUCGGAAAUGUCCGACUUGCUAAAUGGUUGUAGUUAUACCGUGCCGCGUUUACCAGUUGGCAAGUCAGACAUUUCCCGAGGUUCCGAGUUUCCUAGUUCUAGUACGUGAACGUGGCACAAAUCCUUUUGCUUCGCCUCUUCCCUCGACGCAGUACCCAUCAUGCGACUCCAGAAGCGGGGGUUUGCUGGGAAUCAUAGUUUUACUUUCCCAACUCUCCGUUUUUUUUACAACAAUGCUGAAGAAUGUUGAAACUCAGCAUCCCAUAGAACACUGCUAUCAUAUCCUCCUCCCAUGUGACUUCAUGUGUUUAUAGAUGCAACAUUUUAGCUUUUACUAAUUUGUCAGCUAGCUAUCUCUCAUAUGAUAAAAAGCUAUUUGCAAGACAUUUAAGGGAGCACAAAAAAAGUAUUAAGUGGAACGGUUGCUGGAAUAGCUACUGUCGUGCCUCUUGUUCAUGCGUUGAGAAGUGACAACGUUAGCUAGUUCCCCAGCUAAAAACAGGCGAGCUAGCUUGUGUUUGUGUGUUUUUUUUAAUGGACCCGCCUGUGAGACCGCUAACGUUAUCUAGCUAGCCAAAAUAAGCAUAUUGAAGCCUAAUGAUUGGAAUUUAGGAGAAGGAAUUGCAAGGCACUUCAUCUUCUUACAGCGAUGGAGGAAGUUGAUAAGAUUUUAAUUCACUCCCUUAGACAGACCGGCACGGACGUGGGGGAGGAUGUACAGAGUGUGAAGCGCUUCUCCAGUGAGUUCAUAGUGGAGGCGGUAGUGAAAUGUCUGCGAGUGAUCGACCCGGCCCUGGGGGGCAGCCUGUCCCACUCCUUACCCCCCGGCAUGUCUGCCCGCUUCCGAGUGGGCAUGAGCCUGGCACAGGCCUGUCAGGACCUUGGCUACAAGGGAGAGAUUGGCUACCAGACCUUUCUUUACAGCAAUGAGCCAGAGAUCCGCUCCCUGCUCAUGUUCCUGGUGGAGAAGCUGCCCAGAGAAAGUGCUGAGGCCUUGGACCAACCAGCAGGUAAAUCGGUCCUCCUCCAGAAAUUGAUAGCUACCCAGAUCAAAGCUCAGCUGGCCUUGCCUUGGCUCCCUCCAUCUUGCAGACUACCCCUCCUAUGUAAAACACAGAACCCAGGACCGUCCCACAGUUUCCACUCUCAGCCCCUUAGUUUACUGCACUGCCUCAAAGUGCCUGGGAAAAAGCAGUUGAAAGAGGAAAAGGACUACCACAGGGAAUUUCUUCCCCCUGUGACUGCUCAGCCGUCGCAGCAUGCCUCAGUGCCGGCAUCCCUGCUGGAGAUGCAUGCAGGGGAGCUUAGUGCUGCCCAGGAGUGGGAAAAUGAGUGGAACAGCCAAGGCCUCCUUUCCCGCCUCACUCCUGAGGAAUAUCGCUCCAGGAAGCGUGUCCGUCUGCAGAAGCGGAUCGAAGAGCAGCUGCGCACUGCUGCCCAGCCUCACUCGGACACCCUCGGUGCCCACAGGUCGGGCUCUGAUCUCGCAGAGCUACUGCAGUCCUUCGGGGGCUCCUCCCUCGGUGGUGACAUCCUCGCCAAGGGCUCCCGCUUCACUCACACUGAGAAAUUCACUUUCACACAGGAGCCUGCAAAAGCCUCCCAGCAGAUGGCAGCAGCGGCCAGCCCCCUUCCCAGCUCGCAUCAGUCGGAAGAGGAACUGCAGGCCCGACAGCAGGAGGAGCUGGCCUCCCUGCAGCAGCAGCUACAGCAGCUCACCCUCAGCCUAGAGGAGGUGGGCGGAGACAUGAAGCAGCUCACCGUAUCCGUACUUCAGGUGUCAGAUGAGCUGAAGCAGAAAGAGCUGAGCAAGGCGGAGAAGGAGGACUCUGUGCGGGUGAAGAAGCAGACCAUUGACCUGAUGCCGGAUGCAGAGAACAACCUGGCCAAGCUGCAGGCCCUGGUGGAGGGAAGUGCCAAGCGAGUGGUCAACCUUGCCGUGCAGUGGGAGAAACGCAGAGCUCCGCUCAUCGAUGAGCACCGCAGGCUCAAGGAGCUCUGCAGCAACCAAGAGAUUGAGUCCUCCAGAAAGCUAGUUGAAAUCAAAGAGCUUCACAACAAAAUCCGCCAAUCUGCGGAGGAGUCCAAGAUGAAGGAGGCACUGUAUAAACAACUGAUAACAGAGUUUGAGAAUCUCCCCAAAGAUGUCUCCCGCUCAGCGUACACUGCAAGGAUUCUGGAGAUCGUUGGCAAUAUCAGGAAACAGAAGGAAGAAAUUACAAAGAUUCUGUCUGACACUAAGGAGCUGCAGAAAGAGAUUAACAAUCUGACUGGAAAACUGGACCGAACUUUCGCUGUGACUGAUGAGCUGGUCUUCAAGGAUGCGAAGAAAGACGAAUCUGUCCGCAAAUCCUACAAGUACCUGGCAGCCUUGCAUGAGAACUGCACUCAGUUGAUCCAAACUAUUGAGGACACAGGCACAAUCAUGAGAGAGAUCAGAGACCUGGAGGAGCAGAUUGAAACUGAAAAUGGUAAGAAGACUGUAAGCAACCUGGAGAAGAUCCUGGAGGACUACAAAGCAAUUCGCCAGGAGAACUUUGCUCUGGCUGCCAAGAUCAGAGAGGCCUGAUGUGACCCUCCGCAUGCUGCACCGUAGUGGGCGCCUAACGUGUCUGCUGGUCAAACUGACUGGUAGCAUGCCCUCGAGACUGCCUGUCCUGUGUGUGUGUGUGUGUGUGUGUGGAACCAAGAAAGCACACUCCAUCUGGUCUCAAGACUUUCAACGCUGUCCUUUGUCCACUGUCUUGUUGCAUUGCCUUCUGGGAGCACUGAUGGCAUAUGGGGAAGGGGAGAUAGAUUUUUGUACCAUUUUUAAUGCACAAACUUUGGCUUACCAAAAAACCAUGCUGGAUAAAGAAAAGAAGUGUGAUGUGUAACAACACAGUGAUGAAUUAUACUGGCCUUGCAUCCCUGGUGUCUAUACACUGGUUCCAUAUUGAUUCCACCCAAUCAAAAAAUACGUUUGGAAAAUGAUGUUCUGACUUUUUCUGUUAUAAAUUUGUAGUAGUUCUUCAAAAUUGCAGUAGUUCUGAUAGAUCAAUCAAGUGAAUGUCUUAAUGAUCUACUUUGAAAUUCACUGCAAUUCCCAAGAACAAUGCAGUGGUUAGGUACGGCCUAAGAUUCCAUUCAUGCCAUAUUUUGUCUUAACUGGAGUUGAUUUGGAGAUUACUAGGUUUGUCCUUUUCUAGUUCAUUCUCAUGCCUUGAAAUCAAAUGCUGCUUUUGUCUGUCAUUGGCUCAGUGUUAUUUGGAUUAGGGAGCCUUGGUGCAAAGGAAAUGGUUUACCUCUUGAGCACUGAUCUCCUGAAAUGGUCUAGAUUAGGUAACAAACCAUAUUGAUUGAUGUAAUGAAUCAUGCGAAACUUGUAUAAAAACAAUACAAAAUGUUUGUCAGAGCAGAAAAUGAACAUGUUAAGGACGUGCUGUUGCUUUCUUUCACAUGUUUAUUUUUGAAAUGCUGAAAGGUCGUUCGUAUGUUGUCCUUUUUUAUUUUUGCUUGAUCCUGGAGGGGAUGCCUGUUGAACUGGCUCUCAAGCCGCGUUUAUACCUGGUGCUAACAUGCGCCCUUUGUCCUAAUCUGAAAAUUUAAAUGCAAUAUGCAACAAUUUCAAAAUGUAAUAUCAGUCAAUUACAAUGUAUUAAUUAGGCCCUGAUCUAUGAAUUUCACAUGACUGGGAAUACAAAUAUGCCUCUGUUGGUCACAGAUACCUUUUUAAAAAGGUGGCACAACAACGGGCCUCAGGAUCUCAUCACAGUAUCUCUGUAUUCAAAUUGCCAUCGAUAAAAUUUAAUUGUGUUCA